UGUAAUGGCCGCCGUUCGUGACACAUGUGACAAACGUAAUUUUACCACGAAGUGAUCGUAUUUAGGGUGUUUCAGUGUUAGAAAUUGCCUAGUGAAUGUUCAUAUUAGUUGUGUGAUCGGUGUUUGUAAUGAUUCGGUCGAUGCAGAUGGAGGGAGGCGUAGUUCACCCGCACCCGGGAGCGGUCGGCGUGGUGCACGGCGGAGUGCCGGGAGUCGUGCACGGGAUGCCCGUGCACGGAGCGGGCCCGGACGGCGAGCACGCCCAGCACGGGCCGCGCCGCCGCUACAACAACCGCCCGAAACCGCCUAACAACUUGGAGAGACUUCCGUUAGACGAGGCUGCUAAGAGAGAAAUGGAAUCUCUUCCAAUGAAGACUCCGGUGUCGGUUCUCCAAGAGCUGUUGGCUCGCCGAGGAACUGUGCCUAAGUAUGAACUGGUGCAAAUCGAGGGCAUGAUCCAUGAACCUACAUUCCGUUAUCGAGUGACCGUCGCUGAUCUUGUUGCUAUGGGCACUGGACGCUCCAAGAAGGAGGCCAAGCACUCCGCAGCCAAGGCUCUGCUCGACAAGCUGACUGGUGCUGCCCCGGCUGACCCGCCAGCUAACGGAACCGUGCCUGAGACCACUGGUGCUGUGGUAUCGUCGUUCGAAGACAAGCUGAUGGGCAACCCGGUGGGCUGGCUACAGGAGCUCUGCAUGUCUCGCUUCUGGCCACCGCCUUCCUACCAUGCUGAGAAUGAUGACAAUGUCAAUAGACGCCUCCCGCACGAGCGGCAGUUCACGAUCAUCUGCACGCUGCUGAAGCGGCGCGAGGUGGGCACCGGCAAGUCCAAGAAGCUCGCCAAGCGCCAGGCCGCCUACAAGAUGUGGCAGGCGCUGCAGGACAACCCCCCGGAGUCCUUCCAGCCCGAUGACGAGGGAGUGGCGGCCCGCUACGCCGACCUGAAAGACAGUAAAAUCUCCACUCUGACUACAAGUCACAGCCACAAGGUGUCACAGUUUCACAAGCAUCUCAAACAGUCUGUCGGCCCCAACCUGGCCAAGUUGCAGGUGACCCCGUUGAACAACAAGGACUUCAACUUCGUCCAGUUCCUGCAGGAGAUCGCGUCGGAGCAAUCGUUCGAGGUGACUUACGUGGACAUCGAGGAGAAGUCGAUGACCGGCCGCAGCCAGUGCCUCGUGCAGCUGUCCACGCUGCCGGUAGCCGUGUGCUACGGCAACGGGCUCAGCAGCAAGGACGCGCAGGCCUCCGCCGCGCAGAACGCGCUCGAGUACCUCAAGAUCAUGACCAAGAAGUGAAUCUCCGAGCCGAGCGA
Molecule: messenger RNA, 1315 nt
Organism: Cydia amplana
Lineage: Eukaryota; Metazoa; Arthropoda; Insecta; Lepidoptera; Tortricidae
Gene: Loqs
Product: interferon-inducible double-stranded RNA-dependent protein kinase activator A homolog
Exons: 7
Coding region: 129-1298 (389 amino acids)
Biological process (GO): regulation of regulatory ncRNA processing; siRNA processing
Cellular component (GO): nucleus; RISC complex; cytoplasm
Molecular function (GO): siRNA binding; double-stranded RNA binding
Source: RefSeq, a predicted model, not a curated record